AUGAAGUGGAAUUUCUGGAGAAGCCGUAGUCGCCGGCCGGAGCCGGUGCGGGUGCAGGUUCUUGCAGAUGCUUCGCUGGCCGAUCACAGUGUGGCAGUGAGAAGGGAGAGGGCAGCGCUCCGGAUCCAGACCGCAUUCCGUAGUCUUUUAGCUAGAAGAGCAUUAUGCGCUUUGAAAGGGAUCGUGAGGCUUCAAGCGCUGGUGCGAGGUUGGCUGGCGAGGAAGCGGGCAGUGGCCGCGCUUGAAUGCUGGCGGGCUCUGCUGCGAGUUCAAGCGCGCAGUGUUCAAGCGCUUGAACACCGUAACCAAGGACGCCGCGUAAAGGACGCAGAGGAUGGAUGGUGUGACAGUCGGUGCACAGUGGAAUCGAUCAAGGCGAAGUUACAGAUGAGGAGAGAUGGAGCUUGGAAAAGAGAGCGUGCGAUGGCUUAUUCUCUUCGCAACAAGCAACGGAGGGAUAAAUUGAAGAAGCCUAAACUGAGCGAGCAUCCUACGUCAUCAUCGUCGACCUUUAUCGACGAGCAAGAGCUGGAGAGAAUUAAUUCUUGUUUGAGGAGGUUAAAACCAUGGGAGCAAAGGUUCAUGGAAGGAACAGAGGAGAGUAGUUCUGUAGGAAAAGAUGUCGCCCAGUGCAAAUACAAGGGGGCUUUAAGAAAUCACAAGGAGAGAUGCUUCCAUUAUGAGACGUUUCCAUCGUCAUCUUCUUCUUCCUUUUCUUCAUCAUCUCCAGUCGAACAAUAA
Molecule: messenger RNA, 741 nt
Organism: Zingiber officinale
Lineage: Eukaryota; Viridiplantae; Streptophyta; Magnoliopsida; Zingiberales; Zingiberaceae
Product: protein IQ-DOMAIN 6-like
Exons: 4
Coding region: 1-741 (246 amino acids)
Molecular function (GO): protein binding
Source: RefSeq, a predicted model, not a curated record